CAAUGAAAUAGCCUGGUCUGGUAUUUUGUCCACUCAUAGGUUGAGUGGGCGGGUCCAACGUGUAGUUGAGGAGGUGGAUGUACAUGAUACAGACAAAAUAACGUACAUUUUUGUUUUGAAACGUAUUAUGAUGAGCUACAGAAAGUAGAUAGCUAGUAUGCAUUAAAUAGAGGCAAGUAACAAGUAUACUGGGACAUCUAGCUAACUAACUUGCUAAAAACGAAUGGUCCCUCGGUUACUGAACUCGCUAACAGCACCAUCAUCAUGGAAGGAGUGGGCACAACCGAAAACCAAGGUAUGAGUUGAAGGUCAGAAGUAAUCAAUCACAUCAACUGACAUAACAAGCUACAACCAUGUACUCCAGCCCAGACGUCUGCCUUAAAUCUGGCAGUCACAACAGCAGCAGUAACAGCAACAGCAUCACUGAACUCCUGGGCUCCCUGUGUGACAGCAGCCUCACUGGGGUGUCAUGGAAACGUCGUGCUCUAGGAGGGGUGUCCCGAGAGGGGGUCCGCCGCACCCUCAGAAAGCGUGCCUACGGGGCCCUGCUGUCCAAACUGUUCCAGGAGGGCUCCCCGAAAGGGUUCUUGUCAGUACCUAGUGCCACGUCCACCACCCCGCCCAGAAACAAGCUACUUAUGAUGUCCUUUGACCUGCGAGUGGCGGGGUGCCAGGACGAGGCCGAGAGGCUGGAGGAGCAGCUGGGGAGGCUAAGUGAGGGGCCCGCCUCGGGUCUGAAGGAACUGGACUCUGUGCUGGAGCUCUUGGUGCAGCUGACUGGCUCUGCACCCCCACCCCCGGCCUCCUUCAGCAGGGACUACAUGCGCAGGGAGAGGCCCGUGCUGAGGAGGCCUCCACUGGGGGGGUACCAGAGUGAGGAGCUGCAGAGGUUGGAGGCCCGAGCCUGGGCCCUGAUGUGUGGGGAGGAGUGGGGAUCCCUGAAGGGUCUGUGUGGGACUCUGGGUCUGAUGGAUGCUCCUCCGGGCACAGGCCUGCUGGCACUGAGGAGGAGGUCAGACGUAGAGGAGAGGUUUGAGAAGGAGACCAGGAUGUCUCUGUUUGGAGCCCUGCAGCACUCCCGUACCUCAGACCUGGACAUCAGGCUCAAUCUGCCUCCUGUGCCCAGCAAUGCUGAUGUCACUGGGCUAGCCAUACGGGUGCCACCUUGUUUGGACCAGUUAGAAGAUGAGGGCUUCCAGUCAGCCUCCAACUUAACCCCAGACUCCCAGUCAGAGCCCAGCCCCAGCCCAGAACUUGAUGUCUGGGACGCCCUGAGGACUUUUGAGCCUGGGAGGCGCCGCUGCUGGGAGUCUGUUGGCUGCCCACCAGGGAAGAGGGAAUUCCCCUACCUGACGGAGGGGGGCAGGGAGGCUUUUGAUCAGCUCUACAGGCUGUGGGAGGGGGAGAUGAGGGUGGUCUGCUCUGCACCCCCCUCGCCCCUCCUGCCCCUGCCUCUGGACUGUCAGACCCAGCUGGUCAGUGACCUACUUAAUGUAUUGAUCGGGGUGGCGUCUACUACCUUCCCCCUCAACCAGGUGUGUGUAAAUUUUGACGUUCGACCCGGAGUGUGUGUGUCGGGAGCGUCACCGGAGAGUGUGUCUCGUUUGCUUGGCGAGCUGGCUCAGUAUGGCACCCAUUACCUGAGGCUCAGCCGCUUCGUUCUGCAGAGUGCCCAAAAGAGAGGCCUGGUCUUCCAGGCGUUUACAGGUGGGCUGCGUAAGUACCUGCAUUACUACCGGGCCUGUGUCCUCAGCACCCCUCCCACCCUUAGCCUGCUCACCAUCGGCUUCCUGUUCCGCAAGGUGGGCCGGCAGCUCAGGUAUUUGUCAGAGUUGUGCUGUGUGGAUGGGGCAUCUGGUGUCGGCCAGGCUACCUUCCCUGUGGGUGUGACGCUGCUCUCCUACCUGUACAACGAGGCCCAGAGCAACUGCAGCAAUGAGAACUACCCCGUGCUGCUGUCCCUGCUGAAGAGCAGCUGUGAGCCUUACACACGGUUUGUGUCAGACUGGGUGUACAGUGGAGUGUUCCGGGACGUGUACGGAGAGUUCAUGAUCCAGGUCAACGAAGACUACCUCAGCUUCAGAGACAAGCACUUCUGGGUGCAGGGCUACACGCUGAUCUCCCGUGAUGUGGAGGACUGCGUGCCUGUCUUCCUCCGACACAUAGCCAACGACGUGUACGUCUGCGGGAAGACCAUCAACCUGCUCAAGAUCUGCUGUCCCCAGCAUUACAUCUGCUGGUCGGAGCUGCCCAUGCCUCGCAUUGCUGUCACCUUCUCCCUGCAGGAGGUAGAGGAGAUAGAGAGGGACUGUGCCGUGUACCGAGGACGCAUGGAGAGGAUCGCCAAGCACAGCGCUACCAGCAGGGAGGAACAGGCCCUGCGCACAGAGCAGGCACGCCAGGAACUGAUCAAUCAGGUCAGGCAGUCGGCCGCCAAGACCCUGGAGAGCAUCCGCGGGCGCCAGGUGUCACAGCGUCUGGCUGAAGAGGCAAAGAAGAGGGAACGCUUUGAAGAGCUGAGACAGCACUUGGAGCAGGAACAAGAGUGGCACAGUUUAGCCAGGAGGAAGGAGCAGGAGGAUGAAUUCAGCUUUGCCAGGGAGCUGAGAGACCGGGAGAAGCGACUACAGGCCCUGGAGGAGCAGCUGGAGAUCAGAGCCAGGAAGGAACUGAUUGCCCAGUACAGCCACCUAUCAGAGGAGGCGGCCAAGAGGGAGUGGCAGGCCAUGUGGAGGGUUCAGCGAAUGAGACUGGACGAUUCCCGGGCCCAGUUCCUACUGCAAGACCAACAGGAGACUGAGGCUAUUCUGGAGAAGUAUCCUGUCGGAGGGCAGAGACCCCCUCUGGAAAUACUACAGCCAGCUCCAGCUCAGACCACUCAACCCUUAGCACAGCAGUCCCUAUCCCCGGAGCCCUGUGAGCAGCAGUCUGAGGAGCCAACCCAGGCCCCCCUUCACCACCAAUCCACUCCCCUAGCACCCCCCACCGCGAAACUCGACCUCACCCUCGUCUCAGAGCACAUCAACGCCAAUGACUUCCUGCCCAAGCCGGCCGACAGCCUGCAGGUGGACCAGGCCCUACAGGAAAUUGGGUCGGACCUCCCGGAGGCUCCUGCGCCUCAUAAACCUGUAGACUAUGACUUUAGUGCCCCCUACAGUCCCCUUGAGGGAGUGACGGCCCCGGCCCUGACUAGACCUCGCUGGGGUCCUGUGGUACAGCCAGACAUGGCUCACCCUCACAUCCCAACCGGUCCCCCUGAGUCCACUCUAGGCAUGGGGUGUGUGGUAUCCGGGACUUUAGCUCUUCCGUCUCCGCUACCAGGAAGUGCCUACAGCCAUUCUUCAGACUCCACUAUGGGUGUAGGGUGUGUGGUGUCAGGAGCUGAGGUCCUCCCCAGGCCCAGUCCUCACGGCCAGGCCUCCCAGUCUAGCAUCCCCCUGGGCCAGUACUCCUCUGAUGUGCCCCUGGCUCUCCACACAGCCAAUGUCCACGGACACCCCUCCCAGACCACAGUGCAGCUGGUGGAUGGAAGUCAGGCAAAGCAGAUGGACAGCAGGCAGGAGAAUACGGAAGACCCAUCACCUCCAGGGGGCAUGGUAAAAGAGGCUGAAGGGACUGUAGAGGCAUCAUGCCUGGUGGAGAUGAAGCCAGCUGAGAUAGAGAAACUAGAUCAUGUUGGAGCAGAGGAACAGUUGGCUGGUUCUCUCAGGGAGGCUUCUGCCUCCUCCACCCCAGAGCAGGGCCAUGACAGUGGGUAUCACCCAGGACAGGCCUCCCCUUCCCUCUCUGGACCCUCCAGUGUGUCCGAGCUCCCUACUGCCAACAUUCAAGGCCAUGCCUCAGAUGCUCAUAUUAAAGUCGGAGAGCACGUUUCAGAUGUGGAAGCCCCUCUCCCUUCUCAAAACAUUCAUGGUCAUUCAUCUGAUGCUAACAUAAAGGUAGGAGAGUUUGUUUCGGAGAUGACUGCUCCUCUUCCGACCGCCAAUGUUCACGGUCACGCAUCUGACGCUCAUAUUAAAGUUGGAGAGCAUGUUUCAGAAGUGGUCGCCUCCCUUUUCACCCAGAACAUUCACGGUCAUGCCUCGGACUCUCACAUCAAGGUCGGGGAGCACAUGUCAGAAGAGGUCGCCUCCAUUCACACACAAAACAUCCACGGUCACUCAUCUGACACUCACUUCAAGGCGGGUGAGUUUGUGUUGGAUGCAGAGCCCUCCCGGCCACGCUGGAGCAAGCAUGGUCACGCCUCAGACUGCACACUUCAAGUAGGCUGUGUGAUGUCAGGCACAGAACCAGUACUCUCCCCUCUACCCGGUAGCACCUACGGCCAUUCCUCUGAGUCCACUCUAGGUAUAGGGUGUGUUGUCUCUGGGGUGGAACCCCUUCAUGCUCCUCUACCUGGAAGUGACUUUGGACACGCCUCAGACUCAACCCUGGGUGGAGGGUGUGUGGUGUCAGGAACGGCAACCCUUCCUUCUCCGAUACCCGGAAGUGACUACGGCCAUUCGUCAGAUUCAGCGAUGGGCGGAGGGUGCGUGAUAUCUGGGAUUGAACCCGUUCGCGCUCCUCUUCCCGGCAGCAACUUCGGACAGUCCUCAGACUCCACACUGGGCACAGGGUGUGUGGUGUCGGGUGUAAACCCUCUGCCCUCCCCCAUCCCUGGCAGUACCUACGGCCACAGCUCAGACUCUGCCCUGGGAGGGGGCUGUAAGGUGAAGGAGACUGGUAAUGAAUACGACGCCAGGACCCUGGAGCAGCAGGAGCAGCAGCGGCUGGCCGAGGGCAUCUCGUCCUGGGCAGCGGGCUUGGCUCUGUCCCCAGGCGAGAGCUCAGAGAGGGAGUACCUCAGCUCCCUGGCUGCUCAGUACCAGGUGGAGCAGUACGAAGACUGCUACGGUCUCAUGACAUUGGCCCCAGAGUGUCACCCCCUGCAUCAGGUGACGCGGGGCCCCUGGGGCCUCCCGGUGGACCCGUCGCUCCGCAGGGCCACAGACACCACGGUGGUGCAGCUUAGUGGGAUGGUCUCCCUGCCCGUCCUCAUGAAGCACUCUGUCACCACCCCACUCAUCACACAUGUAUCCUUGGUGAACAAGGCGGUGGUGGACUACUACUUCGUAGAGCUUGGAGUAGAGAGGCAUUUUGAGGCCCUCAGGCACUUUCUGCUCAUGGAGGACGGGGAGUUCGCCCAGUCUCUCAGUGACCUGAUCUUUGAAAAGAUGGGCAGUGGUCAGACUCCUGGAGAGCUGUUGACUCCUCUGGUCCUGAACUCCAUCCUGAGUAAGGCUCUUCAGUACAGUCUUCAUGGAGACAGUUCUCUGGCCCCUAACUUCACCUUCGCCCUGCGCUUCCUCCCGGAGACCUUCCAUCCUCACGCCCCUGACGCACUCAACUGCCUGGAGCUACGGUACAAGGUGGACUGGCCGUUGAACAUCAUAAUCACAGACAGCUGUAUGAACAAGUACAACCGUCUGUUCUCCUUCCUACUGCAGCUCAAACACAUGGUGUGGAGCCUCAGAGACGUCUGGUUUCACCUCAAGAGGACUGCGCUGGUGAAAGGGGCGGGCCGCUCGGUGCAGUUCCGCCAGCUGCAGCUGUACAGACACGAGAUGCAACACUUUGUGAAGGUGAUCCAGGGAUACAUCGCUAACCAGAUCCUGCAGGUGUCCUGGUUAGAGUUCACCACCAAGCUGGCCAGUGCCUCGGACCUGGACGCCAUACACCGCAUACACGCCGACUACCUCAACAGAGCUAUCUUCAGGGGUCUGCUGACAGAGAAGGCAGCUCCAGUCAUGAACAUCAUCCACAGUAUCUUCAGCCUGAUCCUGAAGUUCCGGGCCCAGCUGAUCGCACAGCCCUGGGACAGCCAGCAGGGGGAGGCAGUGCACCCCAGCUUCAUCGCCAUGCAGCAGUCAUACAACACUUUCAAAUACUACUCCCACUUCCUCUUCAAAGUGGUGACCAAGCUGGUGAACCGAGGAUAUCAGCCUCACCUGGAGGACUUCCUGCUCCGCAUCAACUUCAACAACUACUACAAAGACUCCUGAACGUACGUGUGUAGAACACUGUGUGUGCCUGUGUUGUAGAUCAUCAGAGUAGGCCUCGUAGGUGUCUAAACUAAUGAUACGUGGAAUAUUAUGUACAUGUGUACAAAUCUCUCCCCCACACACAUUGCAGUUUGUGGUAAUGUAUAUUUGUGGCAUGAAUAAUAUACCAUAUUAAAGAAACUACAUGAGUUGUAUUUACAUUUUUAAAUGUACCUCGACGACCUGUUUGACAGCUUCAAUGUGCCUGACCAUACAGUAUUAUGCCUCCUGUCCACAAUGGUGUCUGCUAUCAAAGUCAGUGAUGAUAACCCCAUCCCCCUAACAACGCUAGCCAAAGCUCAGGUGCCUCUCCUCUGCCCACCCCAUUCCUAAGCCCUGUGUGUCAAUUAAAGAAAUGUUUCAUUUUGUGAUGUAAAAACAAAACUUAAAAGGAGUAAUAAAAUGUCACUUAUAUUUAUUAAA
Salmo salar (Atlantic salmon) is the source of this 6503-nucleotide messenger RNA. RefSeq names its product tubulin gamma complex component 6 (gene tubgcp6). Gene Ontology annotation, biological process: mitotic cell cycle; meiotic cell cycle; spindle assembly. The record is from RefSeq and is a predicted model, not a curated record. Gene Ontology annotation, cellular component: gamma-tubulin complex; spindle pole; microtubule organizing center. Gene Ontology annotation, molecular function: gamma-tubulin binding; microtubule minus-end binding. NCBI's taxonomy places the organism in Eukaryota, Metazoa, Chordata, Actinopteri, Salmoniformes, Salmonidae.